Arachis duranensis is the source of this 678-nucleotide messenger RNA. RefSeq names its product extensin-like. Lineage: Eukaryota; Viridiplantae; Streptophyta; Magnoliopsida; Fabales; Fabaceae. Bases 1 to 678 code for a protein of 225 amino acids. The record is from RefSeq and is a predicted model, not a curated record. The transcript is spliced from 3 exons. Gene Ontology annotation, molecular function: nucleic acid binding; zinc ion binding.
AUGGGGGCAUAUAAUAACACAUACCAGUUCGUCAUCCAGCCUGUUCCUAGUCAAGAAUACUGGCAGCAUGUUGAUUUACCUCCUAUAUUGCCCCCAGUAUACAAGAAGCAGAUUGGGAGGCCAAAGUUGAAAAGAGACAAGAAGAACGACGCCCCAAAAGAACCCACCCCAGAUUCUCAUAGGGCCCCCAGAAAGUGUGGCCCCAUCACCUGCAAGUACUGCCUAAAGACUGGACACAACAGUCGUAGCUGUUCCAAGAAGAAGGAGGCAAUGGCUGGGAGUGAGACCAUCCCAGUUCCUCAACCCGUUCCUAAUCCAGUGAGAUCUCCUUCAACUAGGCCACCAACUGCAAAAAGGCCACCAAAGAAGAAGAAGAAUUUGCGAAGACCACCACCAACUACUCGGCAACCACAAUCUGCUCCAGCAACACCAACUACUACUAGUCCAUCACCCCCGGCCUCUGAUGUGCCACCCAUUGUGACACCUCAAACCAUGCAAGCUGCAUCCCAGGACACUACUUCCAGGUUCAUGGAAUUCAUGACAACUCCCACAGUGAGAGGAUCAAGCUCAAGUAGGUGGCCGCAGCCUGCCUUCCGUCCACCACCAAAAAAGGGUUCAACAACUGCACACUUGAAGGAAGGGUCAAGCGGAAGCAGCAACUCCACUCCAAAUCCAUGA